Messenger RNA from Solanum dulcamara, 1161 nucleotides. RefSeq lists its product as uncharacterized. Gene Ontology annotation, biological process: autophagosome assembly; protein folding in endoplasmic reticulum. Gene Ontology annotation, cellular component: endoplasmic reticulum; EMC complex; membrane. The coding region runs from base 351 to 743 and encodes 130 amino acids. Lineage: Eukaryota; Viridiplantae; Streptophyta; Magnoliopsida; Solanales; Solanaceae. The transcript has 4 exons. The record is from RefSeq and is a predicted model, not a curated record.
AUUUGGGGAUUUUUGCUUCUUUCGGGGAUUUGUAAUUUUGAAGAAACCUUCAACUUUAGUUAUUUAUGUUAAAUUUUCUUGAAUCAGUAACUGAGACAGUUUGAAUUGAAAUGGCUGUCAUCCGAAUUCUUAAUUAUGAUCACAGAAUCAAUCAAUUGUAACUGAAAGAGAUAGUGUGAAUUGAACUGAUUGUGAGAUCCAUGGAAGAAUGUGUGAAUGUUUUAUGUAUUUCAUUAUCUUAUACGAUAUCUUUGACUAAAGUAUUUUCUUGUAUUGAUGAAUUCAAUAGUGAGUGACCACAAAGUUCAAUUCUUGAUCUACAUCUGAACUUGUCUGUUCUUAUUGUUUUGAUGUUUGCUGUAGAAUUGCAAAAAGUCGUGAUGGCUGGGCAUGAUAACUCGAACGGGUCUACAGAGAAGUCCAACAGCGGUAUGGAUGAUUUGCCGACUUUCAAUGCUGAGAAUAUGCAAAACAACAUGAAAGUUAUUCUUUACAGCCGCACAUUCAUGGCAAUCAUUGGUGGUGUCAUUGCCGGGAUUCUGGGACUUACUAGCUUGACAGGAUUUAUCUUUUAUUUCCUUGUCAUGGCAAUGACUUCAGUAGCACUCACAGCGAAGGCCAAGUUUUCAAUCCACUCCUACUUUGACAGCUGGAACAGAAUCUUGAUGGAUGGAUUUUUUGGCGGGCUUAUGUCAUUUGUGCUCUUCUGGACAUUUGCUUACGACAUUGUGCAUAUAUUCUGAGGAUCCUGUGUGAAAUGAAGACCUUCACUAUCCUUGAUGCUGAAAGCUAGCUCACGUGCAAGAUGCUAGAAAUUUUCAAGUUCAAAGUAGUGGCUAUUCAAAGUUUGCAGUCAUGUUGUGUUCUUUCUUUUAAGCUUGCCAGAAAGUACUACCACAGAACAAACCACUGGUUCAAAUUUUAGAAUUGGGAGUAAAACAUUUUGAUCUUGAGUAAAGGUUUUGUUAGGUGACUUAUAUUCGAGUACAAAAGCUUUUGAGUAAUUGUCUAAGCAUUUAGACAUUGCAAAUCACUGUUGAAUGAUAUAGAUGAGCUGGUAAUCUUAGACAAAUCUAAUCAUCCAGGUUCAAAGUUCUUGCAGUGGAAGCCUUUUUCUUAAUAUAAGUGAUGCUCUUAGCACCAUAUGGUUAUACGUUCCUA